ACCGUUUCACCGCAUUUUUGAAUUUCCGUUAUUUUUUCGACCUAGUGCACUAUUUUAUAGUAGAAUGUCUGACCAAAACAAGUACACGGCGGUCCCACAAGAUAGCGAUCGUGUAAAGUACAAUGCCAGUGGUGCCGAUGCAGCUCUUCCGGACGAUGUGGAUCGCGAACAAGCAUCAAGAUCAUCUCUAGAGAAUUGUGAGGCACCCAGCGACAAUUCCUAUCUGCCUGGUAGUGGCCCGGGCUCUUUGGUAACGCGCGAAAGUCCUUACUAUGAAAAGUUGAUAGGUAUUGAUGCAGACUCAGCUGAAUACCCCGAAGAUCUCAUCAUGAUUGGAAGCAGUGUAGAUGUGCACGAUGAUUCGAAACCGCUUCUCCUAUCUGAAGAACACGCAGUCACUGAAUCAUGCACCGAAGCACCUCAUGAGCUAACGUCCAAGAAUUCAUCACAGUCUGAUAAAACCAUUAUGGUGAUGCCUGAAGACAUUGAGGCUGCCGGGUUAAGCUUGCAAAACCUGAGUAACUUAACUGAAGCACAAUUCAACAACCUUGUGGCGAUUGCUGAGAGGCGACAAAGAAAUGCAGAAUCAAGCUUGGCGGCUGAUAGUCAGUAUGAUGACCAGAUAGCUGGAAGUUCUUCAAGCACCGAUUCAUUGACAAUGGUAAUCACGGAGGAGGGCAGCCUCAAGCUUACUGAUGCAAGCGGACAGAUGAUUGUGUUCGAUCGUACGCAAUUGGCUGCAUUACGAAUUGAUGUCAACAAUCUCACGGAUGAAAGCAUCCAGCAAAUUGUUCAGAUAGCAAUGCCUGCCAUCUGCAUUGGAGGCAAACCACUAGAACCUUCCAAGUCCAGCUCACUCCGUUCAUGUCGUUCUGAUUCUACGAGCUUGGAUGAGGGUAGCGUUACUUACAAGUGCGACAGAGAUGUUUCGCAGUCCUUACCACAACAACUGAACGAACAUCCUCCUGAUCAAGUCCCUCCACGAAAUGCUUUUAUUCGCUAUAUCAAAAAUGGAAGGUUGAAGGUGCAAUACGAAGACGGUCGAUUCGAGUGGGUUGGAGAAGAUAAUCCGAAUAUCUGCGAAACAAAACCGGUUCAACUCUCCGAUCACUCGAGCUAUCACGCUGGUAAUCCUUCCGAUCACGGUGAAUCUUCUUUAACGCGAUCAUCCCGUCCAAAAAGAACAUGCUCGAAUGAAUCGCCAUUUGAUGGAGAACCAACCGUGAAAAGGCGUGGCCUCGUACCAGCUCCGAACUUUUGCUGCCCGGUUUGCGAUCGAAAGGUGUAUCAAAAGGAGCCGUCCUACAUUGUGAUCCGGUUACCAGCGUGUGACGAUUGUACGAGGGGAAAGAUGAUACAGAGCAAGUUUAAUGGUUGUUUUGGAUUCACUCAUUCUACGCUUGUUGACUCCGCGAACGCAAAUGAGCUAGAUUGGAUGAGGAUUUGUAAGGCGAAAGUGUUGGAGACGGAUGUCAGCCUAAACUGGUUAUCUUAUGAGUGGCACUUCAAAUCGAUGAGGCUUAGACGAUAA
This is a messenger RNA of Cylicocyclus nassatus, 1531 nucleotides long. NCBI's taxonomy places the organism in Eukaryota, Metazoa, Nematoda, Chromadorea, Rhabditida, Strongylidae. The record is from the annotation of a GenBank genome assembly.